GUGGAGGCCUGAGGAGCCAGUGAGUGACUCGCCUUCUCCUCCUCCUCCCCUUCGUAGCUCUCAGUCGCCGCCAGGCUCAUUUGCAUCGGGCACUCACCCCCCACCCCCCGUCCUAGUCCCGUCUUUCUCCCUGCUUACUUUCACACCCCCUUCCCUUCGUACUCCUUUCUUCCUUCUCGGUUAUCCUCUCCCCCCCCCAUUUUCUCUGCCUCACUCAGUCACCUGCCCCUCCCCCCACCCGCCAGCCCAUCAAUCAAUCAGUGGCGACCGAGAGCGGAUCAAUCAAUGGUCGGGAGGAGGCGGCGGCGGCUGCUGCUGCUGUUUAAUGAACAAUGUGUGAGAGCUGCGCCGAGCUGCUGGAGGUGUUAAACGAGAUAUCAGACAUUGAAGGUGGAGAUGGAUUGCAGCUCAGAAAGGAUCAUGCGCUUAAAGUUUUCGCUUAUAUCAACUCCUGGACACAAAGGCAAUGUCUCUGCUGCUUCAAGGAGUAUAAGCAUUUGGAGAUCUUCAACCAAGUUGUGUGCGCGCUUAUAAAUUUAGUGAUUGCCCAAGUUCAAGCUCUUCGGGACCAGCUGUGUAAACAUUGCACUAUUAAUAUAGACUCAGCAUGGCAAGAUGAGAAUAAUCCAUCUGAUGAGCCACUGAAUGUAGAAAGAGAAUCUCAUGGAGAUGGAGGAGAAGAAGAAAAUGGGGAACAACACAAAUCCAUAGAGAAGAAGUUAGACUCUGGAAGAACUUGUAUCCUGACAGAUGAGGAAUCCACAAAAGGCACUGAUGUGUUUAGCGUAUGGAGCACUGAGGAGAAGGAAAAACUUCUGCUUUGUGUAGCAAAAAUCUUUCAGAUCCAGUUUCCUCUAUAUACUGCUUACAAGCAUAACACUCAUCCCACAAUAGAGGAUAUUUCUGCACAAGAAAGCAAUAUAUUAGGGGCAUUCUGUGAUAUGAAUGAUGUAGAAGUACCAUUGCACUUGCUUCGCUAUGUUUGCUUGUUUUGUGGAAAAAAUGGCCUUUCCCUCAUGAAGGACUGUUUUGAAUAUGGAACCCCUGAAACAUUACCUUUUCUCAUAGCACAUGCGUUUAUCACUGUGGUCUCUAAUAUCAGAAUAUGGCUGCACAUCCCUGCUGUUAUGCAACACAUUAUACCAUUUAGGACCUAUGUUAUCAGGUAUUUAUGUAAACUGUCGGAUCAAGAAUUGAGGCAGAGUGCAGCCCGUAACAUGGCAGAUUUAAUGUGGAGCACAGUUAAAGAGCCACUGGAUACUGCCUUGUGCUUUGAUAAAGAAAGUCUUGAUCUAGCAUUUAAAUACUUUAUGUCACCAACUUUGACCAUGCGGUUGGCUGGACUCAGUCAAAUAACAAAUCAACUUCACACCUUCAAUGAUGUGUGUAAUAAUGAAUCAUUGGUUUCAGAUACAGAAACGUCCAUUGCAAAAGAGCUUGCAGAUUGGCUGAUCAACAACAAUGUGGUAGAACAUAUUUUUGGACCAAAUUUGCAUAUUGAGAUCAUCAAACAGUGCCAAGUGAUUCUUAACUUUCUUGCUGCUGAAGGCCGACUUAGUACACAGCACAUAGACUGCAUUUGGGCUGCAGCACAGUUGAAGCAUUGUAGUCGCUAUAUACAUGAUUUAUUUCCUUCACUGAUCAAGAAUUUGGAUCCUGUUCCACUUAGACAUCUUCUUAAUUUAGUCUCAACUCUUCAUCCAAGUGCACAUACUGAACAGACUUUAUAUUUGGCAUCCAUGCUCAUUAAAGCGCUGUGGAAUAAUGCACUAGCAGCUAAGGCUCAGCUCUCAAAGCAGAGCUCAUUUGCAUCUUUGCUCAGUACAAAUCUACCAAUGGGAAAUAAGAAAGAGGAAGAAGAGCUCCGGAGAGCAGCUCCAUCACCAUGGUCACCUGCAGCAAGUCCUCAAAGCAGUGACAACAGUGAUACUCAUCAGAGUGGAGGAAGUGACAUUGAAAUGGAAGAGCAGCUGAUUAGCCGGACUAAACAUGUCCAGCAGCGGCUUUCAGAUACAGAGGAAUCUAUGCAGGGAAGUUCUGAUGAGACAGCUAAUAGUGGUGAAGAUGGCAGCAGUGGGCCGGGUAGCAGCAGUGGCCACAGUGAUGGAUCCAGCAAUGAGGCAAACUCCAGCCAUGCAAGCCAGUCUGCAGGGAGUCCUGGCAGUGAGGUGCAGUCAGAAGACAUUGCAGACAUUGAAGCACUCAAAGAAGAGGAGGAAGAGGAAGAUGAAGACAGGGGUCAUAAUUCCCAGAAAAAUGGCCGGAGCACAGAGAUAAGAAGCAGAAAAUUGGAAGCUCAGUCAGGGAUUUGUUUGGGGGACUCACAGGGGGCAGCGGAAAGGAGUGGUGUAAGCAAUGGAACAGGAAAGGACCACGUUUUUAAUACUGAUUCUGUGCCACCAGUGGAUAAUAGAAUUAGAAUGCUAGACCCUUGCUCACAUGCAGAGGACACAGAACAUGAUAUGACAGGGGAAAUGAGCACAGCACAUAUAUCACAAGGCUCUCAAGAUUCUUGUAUAACACAUACGGGGGACUUCCUUGGAGAAGCUAUUGGAAAUGAAUUAUUCAACUGUCGACAGUUUAUUGGGCCACAGCAUCACCACCACCACCACCACCAUCACCACCACCACCAUCAUCAUCAUGAAGGACAUAUGGUUGACGACAUGCUAAGUGCUGAUGAUGUCAGUUGUAGCAGUUCCCAAGUCAGUGCAAAAUCAGAGAAAAAUAUGGCAGAUUUUGAUGGAGAGGAAUCUGGCUGUGAAGAAGAGCUUGUACAGAUAAAUUCACAUGCUGAACUAACGUCUCACCUCCAACAGCACCUUCCAAAUCUUGCCUCCAUUUAUCAUGAACAUCUCAGUCAAGGGCCAGCAGUUCAUAAGCACCAGUACAACAGCAACGCAGUGACAGAUAUUAACUUGGAUAAUGUUUGUAAGAAGGGAAAUACUCUUUUAUGGGAUCUGGUCCAGGAUGAAGAUGCAAUUCAUCUCUCUGAAGGUUUGAUAAAUGAAGCAGAGAAGCUUCUGUGUUCAUUAGUGUGUUGGUUUACUGAUAGACAGAUUCGAAUGAGAUUCAUUGAAGGCUGUCUAGAAAAUUUAGCAAAUAACAGAUCAGUGGUGGUUUCUCUUCGUCUUCUUCCAAAAUUAUUUGGUACCUUUCAACAGUUUGGUAGCAGUUAUGAUACACAUUGGAUAACAAUGUGGGCUGAAAAAGAACUUAACAUGAUGAAGCUCUUCUUUGAUAAUUUGGUACACUACAUUCAGGCUGUCAGGGAAGGACAACAUAAGCAUGCAUUGUACAGCCACAGUGCAGAAGUUCAAGUACGCCUUCAGUUUUUGACAUGUGUCUUUUCAACUCUGGGAUCACCAGAUCACUUCAGGUUGAGUCUGGAACAAGUAGACAUUUUGUGGCACUGUUUAGUAGAAGAUUCUGAAUGCUAUGAUGAUGCACUACACUGGUUUUUAAAUCAAGUACGAAGCAAAGACCAGCAUGCCAUGGGAAUGGAAACCUACAAACAUCUUUUUUUAGAAAAGAUGCCCCAGCUAAAGCCUGAAACAAUUAGUAUGACUGGAUUAAAUUUAUUUCAACAUUUAUGCAAUUUGGCACGAUUGGCUACCAGUGCAUACGAUGGUGGCUCAAACUCAGAGUUAUGUGGUAUGGACCAGUUUUGGGGCAUUGCUUUAAGAGCACAGUCUGGAGAUGUGAGCCGUGCUGCUAUCCAGUAUAUAAAUUCCUAUUAUAUUAAUGGUAAAACAGGUCUAGAGAAAGAACAAGAAUUUAUUAGCAAGUGCAUGGAAAGUCUAAUGAUAGCGUCUGGCAAUCUUGAGCAUGAUUCACACUCAAGUCUUACCAUUAUUGAACGUGGGCUUCUCAUGCUUAAGACUCAUUUAGAAGCUUUUCGGAGAAGGUUUGCAUAUCAUCUGAGACAAUGGCAAAUUGAGGGCACUGGGAUCAGCAGCCAUUUAAAAGCAUUGAGUGACAAACAGUCAAUGCCUCUUAGAAUUGUUUGUCAGCCAGCUGGACUUCCUGACAAGAUGACAAUUGAAAUGUAUCCUAGUGAUCAGGUGGCAGAUCUAAGAGCUGAGGUUACACAUUGGUAUGAGAAUUUGCAGAAAGAACAGAUAAACCAACAAGCUCAGCUUCAGGAAUUUGGACAAAGCAGUCGGAAAGGAGAGUUUCCAGGUGGUCUUAUGGGACCUGUGAGAAUGAUCUCAUCUGGACAUGAACUGACAACUGAUUAUGAUGAAAAAACUCUUCAUGAAUUAGGUUUUAAAGAUAUGCAGAUGGUGUUUGUAUCCUUGGGUGCUCCGAGGAGGGAGCGAAAGGGGGAAGGUGUUCAGCUUCCAGCAUCCUGCUUACCACCUCCCCAGAAGGACAAUAUCCCAAUGCUGUUACUUCUGCAAGAACCUCACCUUACCACUCUCUUUGAUUUAUUGGAGAUGCUUGCCUCUUUUAAACCUCCUCCUGCAGAAGUAGUUAUGGAAGACAGUGAGAGCAUAAAAUGUGAGGAGCUCCACCUUCAUGCAGAAAAUCUUUCAAGGCGAGUCUGGGAAUUGUUAAUGCUUCUACCUACAUGCCCCAAUAUGCUGCAGGCAUUCCAAAAUAUUUCAGAUGAACAGGGUAAUGAUGGAUUCAAUUGGAAAGAUCUCUUGAGAAUAAAAAGUGCCCAUAAACUUUUGUAUGCCCUUGAAAUCAUUGAAGCUCUUGGAAAACCCAACAGAAGAAUAAGGCGGGAAUCCACGGGAAGUUACAGUGAUCUGUAUCCAGAUUCUGAUGACUCGAGUGAAGAUCAAAUAGAAAAUAGUAAAAACACUUGGAGCUGCAAGUUUGUUGCUUCUGGAGGGCUUCAGCAGCUACUGGAAAUCUUUAAUUCUGGGAUUCUAGAGCCUAAAGAGCAAGAAUCGUGGACUGUGUGGCUGCUUGAUUGUUUAGCCUGCUUGCUGAAGUUGAUAUGCCAGUUUGCAGUAGAUCCCUCAGAUUUGGAUUUGGCUUAUCAUGAUGUCUUUGCCUGGUCUGGAGUAGCUGAGAGCCACAGGAAAAGAACUUGGCCGGGGAAAUCACGGAAAACUGCAGGAGACCAUGCAAAGGGCCUUCACAUACCUCGCCUGACAGAGGUAUUUCUUGUACUUGUCCAGGGAACCAGCUUGAUUCAGCGACUUAUGUGUGUUGCUUAUACAUAUGACAACUUGGCGCCUAGGGUGUUGAAAGCUCAAGCUGAUCAUAGGUCAAGACAUGAAGUUACUCACUAUUCAAUGUGGCUCUUAGUGAGUUGGGCUCACUGCUGCUCUAUAGUGAAAUCCAGCCUAGCAGAUAGUGAUAAUUUACACGACUGGCUAAAGAAACUUACCCUUCUCAUUCCUGAGACUGCAGUCCGUCAUGAGUCCUGUAAUGGUUUGUACAAAUUAUCAUUGUCUGGUUUAGAUGGAGGAGAAUCAAUAAACAGAUCUUUUCUGCUGCUGGCUGCCUCAGCAUUGUUGAAGUUUCUGCCUGAUGCUCAGGCACUGAAACCUAUCAAGAUAGAAGAUUAUGAAGAAGAACCCAUUUUACAGCCUGGCUGUAAGGAAUAUUUCUGGUUGCUGUGCAAACUAAUAGAUAACAUACAUGUAAAAGAUGCUAGUCAGACAACUUUGGUUGAUUUAGAUGCCUUAGCAAGACAUUUGGCUGACUGUAUUCGAAGCAGAGAAAUUCUUGACCAUCAAGAUGGUAACAUAGAAGAUGAUGGCCUUACAGGUCUUCUGCGUCUGGCGACAAGUGUUGUUAAACACAAGCCACCUUUUAAAUUUUCCCGAGAAGGGCAGGAGUUCCUGAGAGACAUCUUCAAUCUCCUGUUCUUGCUGCCAAGCCUCAAAGAUCGCCAACAGCCAAAGUGCAAAUCUCAUUCUUCAAGGGCUGCUGCUUAUGACUUGUUAGUAGAAAUGGUAAAGGGUUCCGUAGAGAACUACAGGCUGCUCCACAACUGGGUUAUGGCACAGCAUAUGCAGUCUUCCCAUGCACCUUAUAAGUGGGAUUAUUGGCCACAUGAUGAUGUCAGAGCUGAAUGCAGGUUUGUGGGUCUAACCAACCUUGGAGCAACUUGUUACUUGGCAUCGACCAUUCAGCAGCUGUAUAUGAUACCAGAAGCCAGGCAAGCCAUCUUUACUGCAAAGAAAAGUACAGUUGGAUGUAGCAGUUCACAGACAGAGCAGGUACUUUGCAAGCAGGAGAUGUUUCCAUCCCUAGCCUCUUGGGCAGCAGGGCCACGAAAGGCCUCUGAGACUGAGGCCAAGGAGUAUUCUGAGGAUAUGAAGCACAAGACCACUCUCUUAGAACUCCAGAAAAUGUUUACUCAUUUAAUGGAAAGUGAGUGCAAAGCAUAUAAUCCAAGGCCAUUCUGUAAAACCUAUACCAUGGAUAAGCAGCCACUUAAUACUGGCGAACAAAAAGACAUGACUGAAUUCUUCACAGAUCUGAUAACAAAAAUCGAAGAAAUGUCUCCAGAAUUGAAGAAUACGGUGAAAAGCUUGUUUGGAGGUGUUAUCACAAACAAUGUUGUUUCUUUGGACUGUGAGCAUGUCAGCCAGACUGCUGAAGAGUUCUACACAGUGAGAUGCCAAGUAGCAGACAUGAAGAAUAUUUAUGAAUCUCUUGAUGAAGUUACUAUCAAAGAUACUUUGGAAGGUGACAACAUGUAUACAUGUUCUCACUGUGGGAAGAAAGUACGAGCUGAAAAAAGGGCAUGUUUUAAGAAAUUGCCUCGCAUCUUAAGCUUCAACACAAUGAGAUACACCUUUAACAUGGUCACUAUGAUGAAGGAGAAAGUCAACACACACUUCUCAUUUCCAUUACGGCUGGACAUGACUCCUUACACUGAAGAUUUCCUCAUGGGAAAGAGUGACAGAAAGGAAGGUUUCAAGGAUGAUGGUGACAGUUUAAAGGAGGCCAAGAGUUAUGAAUAUGAUUUGAUAGGUGUAACGGUACAUACAGGGACAGCAGAUGGAGGACACUACUAUAGUUUCAUCAGAGAUAUUGUUAACCCUCAUGCUUACAAAAACAACAAGUGGUAUCUUUUCAAUGAUGCUGAGGUAAAACCAUUUGAUUCUGCUCAGUUGGCUUCUGAAUGUUUUGGUGGAGAAAUGACAACAAAGACCUACGACUCUGUCACAGAUAAAUUUAUGGAUUUCUCCUUUGAAAAGACACACAGUGCAUACAUGCUCUUCUAUAAACGAAUGGAGCCAGAAGAAGAAAAUGGCAGAGACUAUAAAUUUGAUGUUUCAUCUGAGUUGCUAGAGUGGAUAUGGCAUGACAACAUGCAGUUUCUUCAAGAUAAGAAUAUUUUUGAGCAUACGUAUUUUGGGUUCAUGUGGCAGUUGUGUAGUAGCAUCCCCAGCACAUUACCAGAUCCAAAAGCAGUUUCUCUGAUGACAGCCAAGCUAAGCACUUCUUUUGUCCUGGAGACAUUUAUCCAUUCGAAAGAAAAGCCUACAAUGCUUCAGUGGAUUGAACUUUUAACCAAGCAAUUUAACAACAGUCAAGCUGCGUGUGAGUGGUUUUUGGAUCGGAUGGCUGAUGAUGACUGGUGGCCUAUGCAGAUUCUAAUAAAAUGUCCAAAUCAGAUUGUGAGACAGAUGUUCCAACGCCUGUGUAUUCAUGUGAUUCAGCGAUUGAGACCUGUCCACGCCCAUCUUUAUCUCCAGCCAGGAAUAGAAGACUGUUCGGAUGACAUGGAUGGCCCUGUAGAAGAUAUUGGUAGCCGCUCAUGUGUAACUCGCUUUGUGAAGACUCUGCUGUCAAUUAUGGAACAUGGUGUUAAACCUCAUAGUAAACAUCUCACAGAAUACUUUGCCUUCCUUUAUGAAUUUGCCAAAAUGGGGGAAGAGGAGAGCCAGUUUUUGCUUUCACUGCAGGCCAUAUCAACAAUGGUGCAUUUCUACAUGGGAACCAAAGGACCUGAAAAUCCACAAGUUGAAGUGUUAUCAGAAGAAGAAGGAGAGGAAGAAGAAGAGGAGGAGGAUAUUCUUUCUUUAGCAGAAGAAAAGUACAGGCCUGCUGCACUUGAAAAGAUGAUUGCUCUGAUUGCUCUUCUGGUUGAGCAGUCUCGCUCAGAGAGGCAUUUGACUUUAUCCCAAAAUGACAUGGCAGCAUUAACAGGAGGCAAGGGUUUUCCCUUCUUGUUUCAACAUAUCCGUGAUGGAAUCAACAUCAGGCAGACCUGCAAUCUCAUUUUCAGCCUCUGUCGGUACAAUAACAGACUUGCAGAACAUAUUGUAUCCAUGCUUUUUACCUCCAUAGCCAAGUUGACUCCUGAGGCAGCCAAUCCUUUUUUCAAGUUGCUGACUAUGCUUAUGGAAUUUGCUGGAGGCCCGCCAGGGAUGCCUCCCUUUGCUUCUUACAUCCUGCAGAGGAUAUGGGAGGUGAUUGAGUACAACCCUUCUCAGUGUCUGGAUUGGCUAGCAGUGCAGACUCCUCGAAAUAAGCUGGCCCACAGUUGGGUGUUGCAGAAUAUGGAGAACUGGGUUGAACGCUUUCUUUUGGCUCACAACUACCCUAGAGUGAGAACUUCUGCAGCCUACCUUCUAGUAUCCCUUAUUCCAAGCAAUUCGUUCCGGCAGAUGUUCCGAUCCACACGUUCACUUCACAUCCCAACUCGGGACCUUCCCCUAAGUCCAGAUACUACAGUCGUUCUUCACCAGGUCUACAAUGUACUUCUUGGACUGCUGUCACGAGCUAAGCUUUACGUUGAUGCUGCUGUUCAUGGGACUACUAAGCUGGUGCCCUAUUUUAGUUUUAUGACUUACUGUUUGAUUUCCAAAACAGAAAAACUGAUGUUUUCUACCUAUUUCAUGGACUUGUGGAAUCUUUUCCAGCCAAAGCUUUCUGAGCCUGCCAUAGCCACCAAUCACAACAAACAGGCCCUGCUCUCUUUUUGGUACAAUGUCUGUGUUGACUGCCCUGAGAAUGUGCGCCUUAUUGUGCAGAACCCCGUGGUGACCAAGAACAUUGCCUUCAAUUACAUCCUAGCUGACCAUGAUGACCAGGAUGUGGUGCUCUUUAAUCGCGGGAUGCUGCCUGCCUACUAUGGCAUUUUGCGGCUGUGCUGUGAGCAGUCCCCUGCAUUCACCAGGCAGCUGGCUUCUCAUCAGAAUAUCCAGUGGGCUUUCAAGAAUCUCACACCACAUGCAAGCCAGUACCCUGGGGCAGUGGAAGAGCUGUUUAACCUCAUGCAACUAUUUGUAGCUCAGAGGCCAGAUAUGAGAGAAGAGGAACUGGAAGAUAUUAAACAAUUCAAGAAAACUACCAUAAGCUGUUAUCUCCGCUGCUUAGAUGGACGGUCAUGCUGGACUACUUUAAUAAGUGCCUUCCGAAUAUUAUUAGAAACUGAUGAAGAUCGGCUUCUUGUUGUGUUUAACAGAGGCUUAAUCCUGAUGACAGAGUCCUUCAACACGUUGCACAUGAUGUACCAUGAAGCCACAGCUUGUCAUGUAACUGGAGACCUAGUGGAGCUUCUCUCCAUAUUCCUUUCUGUUCUCAAGUCUACCCGGCCAUAUCUACAAAGAAAAGAUGUGAAACAAGCACUUAUCCAGUGGCAAGAGCGAAUAGAAUUUGCCCAUAAGCUGUUAACUUUGCUAAAUUCAUACAGCCCACCUGAGCUUCGAAAUGCAUGUAUAGACGUCCUCAAGGAGCUGGUGCUUUUAAGCCCUCACGAUUUCCUGCACACUCUGGUUCCGUUUCUGCAGCACAACCAUUGCACAUAUCACCAUAGCAACAUCCCAAUGUCCCUUGGCCCUUACUUCCCAUGCCGUGAAAACCUGAAAUUAAUAGGAGGCAAAAGUAAUAUCCGCCCACCUCGUCCCGAACUCAACAUGUGCCUCUUGCCUACAAUGGUUGAAGCCAGCAAGGGCAAAGAUGAUGUUUACGACCGCAUGCUGCUAGAUUACUUCUAUUCGUACCAUCAGUUCAUCCAUCUGCUGUGCCGAGUUGCCAUCAAUUGUGAGAAAUUCACAGAGACCUUAGUGAAGAUGAGUGUCCUUGUUGCUUAUGAAGGUUUGCCUCUUCAUCUAGCUUUGUUUCCCAAACUUUGGACUGAGCUUUGCCAGACUCAGUCCGCCAUGUCAAAGAACUGCAUCAAGCUCCUGUGCGAAGAUCCUGUGUUUGCAGAGUACAUUAAGUGCAUUCUAAUGGAUGAAAGGACCUUUCUCAACAACAACAUUGUGUACACUUUUUUAACACAUUUCCUUCUCAAGGUUCAAGGGCAGGUGUUUUCUGAAGCAAAUUGUGCUGGAGUAAUCAAUAAUUUGGUUACAAAUCUGAUCAACCAAUAUCAGAGUCUAGAAUCAGAUUUUGCCAAUCAGCGAGUUGAAAUUUUUAAAGCAAGCUCUACUUUAAAUGGGGACCUCCGAGCCCUCACCCUACUGCUUUCCGUGCACACUCCAAAGCAGUUGAAUUCAGCACUGAUUCCGACUCUGCAAGAACUGCUCAACAAAUGCAGGACUUGUCAGCAACAGAAGAACUCACUGCAGGAGCAAGAAGCCAAAGAAAGAAAAACUAAAGAUGAUGAAGGAGCUACUCCAGUGAAAAGAAGACGGGUUAGCAGUGAUGAGGAGCACACAGUAGACAGCUGUAUCAGUGAUCUGAAAACUGAACCUAGGGAGGCCUUGACUCCAACAAGCACCUCAGAUAAUGAAACAAGAGACUCAUCAAUCAUUGAUCCAGGCACUGAGCAAGACCUGCCUUCCCCAGAAAACAGUUCCAUUAAAGAGUACCGGAUGGAAGUUCCAUCGUCAUUCUCUGAAGAUAUGAUGUUGGCUACCCGGUCUCAGCAUGGGGAGGAGCAGGCAGGAGGUAGCCGGUUUGAGGAAUGUAAAGAGCUGAAGGAGCCAUCGAGUUCCAAGGAUUCCAACAUAGGUGAUGACGACACAGAGUUUCCCUCCACAUCUAUUUCUGCUGUUCUGUCUGACCUUGCCGAUUUGAAAAGCUGUGAAGGUCAGGCCUCACAGGACCCUGAGUCUGGCUUGUCGCUCAGCUGCAGCCAUUCCAGAGGACUUUUGAGUCACAUGCAGCAGCAGCAGCAGGACAUUUUAGACAUCCUCUGCAGGACCAUUGAGUCUACGAUUCAUGUGGUCACAAGGAUAUCUGGCAAAGGAAACCAAGCUGCUUCUUGACAAUAGAGGAGCAUGUCUGCUUUUAAAGUCUUUUUUUUCCUUCUUCAAUAAACUGCUGUUUGUAUAAGUUUUGCUUAUUUCUGUUUUGUGCUUCAGUUUGUCCAGUGCGCUCUGCUUGAAUGGCAAGAUUAAAUUUAUAUGCUUAAUUCUUGGUCAGGCAGAACUCCAGAUUUAAAGAUUUAGCUUCUACCAUACACUUUCUUAAAGGGCAAUCAGAUAAUGGAUAUGUUUUAUGUAAUUCAAAGUUCACUGUAGUGGCUUUCAUUUAAUAUGGCUGUCUGGGAGGAACAGGGUCUCCUCACCCUGUAUGAUGUAAUUUAAACUGAUGGCAUUUUUACUGUGUAUAAUAUGGUGUCCUCUGUGCCAGUUUUGUACCUUAAAAUAGAGGCAGAUAGCCUCCAAUCGCUGUGGUUCUUAUUAUCAAAAUUAAGUUUACUUGUAUACUAAACAACCACAAGAAAUUUGAUUCUGUAAAGAAUCCUCUUUAGCUGUGGCCUGACAGUAUAUAUAUAUAAAUAUAUAUAUAUGGUGCUUUAUUUAACAGAAUACCUGUGGAGGAAAUAAAGCACACUUGAUGUAAAAUUAAUUGUUUUAUUUUUAUUGACAUGACCGAUUGCUAUUCUGUGCACUUCAUUAAACUGAUUGUGACGACUUUUCAUUCGUUUUUAUAUAUGUUGCCUCAGUGGUCCACUUUCUCAAAAAAAAAGAUGCAAGCUGACAGAGGUGCACACGUGUUCAUUGCAAUUUUCUGAUGAUUCAUGCUUUCACUGGAGCCCAUGUGUUUAUUUGUGAAGAAUUUUAAAAGGCGUUUUAGCAUUCUGUAACAGCUCUACCAAAUAUUCUUGCAAGUCCCUAGUAAACCCCAUCCUAUUAAAGA
Molecule: messenger RNA, 12012 nt
Organism: Eublepharis macularius
Lineage: Eukaryota; Metazoa; Chordata; Lepidosauria; Squamata; Eublepharidae
Gene: USP34
Product: ubiquitin specific peptidase 34
Exons: 81
Coding region: 333-11135 (3600 amino acids)
Biological process (GO): protein deubiquitination
Cellular component (GO): cytosol; nucleus
Molecular function (GO): cysteine-type endopeptidase activity; cysteine-type deubiquitinase activity
Source: RefSeq, a predicted model, not a curated record